AUGGAUCCGAUAUCCAUCACUGCGGCAUGUGUCGGUUUAUUGAGCGGCUUGACUGCAAUAUCGACCAAGAUUCGAAACCUCACAGUUGAUGCGAAGAACAGGAACAAAGAGGUUCUGGCCCUCCAUAGCGAACUCGACUCAUUUCAGCGAAGUCUGGGCUUGUUCUACGGCAGUGGUCAAGCAGACCGAUAUCCAGAGCACCUUUGCGCCGACCUAGAAAAGAUUAUCCGAGGAAGCAGGUAUGUCGUCGAAGAGAUCGACGGCCUGUUAGAGAAGGUCGCUGGUACUGGUCUUACCCAGCAGCUACAAUGGUCAAUAUCCAUACGAGAUGAGGUAUCAAGAUUGCACCGCAACCUCGAAGGGCACAAAUCAGCAAUCACGAUCGCCAUCGCAGCUACGUCGAUGUCGAUGACGAGGGGGAUCAAGAGUGAUACGUCAAGUAUUAGAAGCAAGGCAGCUCGAAUACCUCAAAUCCAACAACAACUAGCAGCAUUUCUGGAAGCGCUUCAGAUUGAACCUCUUGACGAUGACGGGGUGUCCGAGGCUACACAGCUUGGCGUAGUCAUGCAGCGGUUUCUGGAAGAGACAUAUUCGGGGAGUGUCAACGGCAGUGUUGUGAGAAGGAACACAUUUAGGAGUCAGACCAAUGCACCCUCGGUCUUCAACAACCUUUAUGAAGAGCAACAGCCACUGGUGGAUGUCACCUUUAUCGAGAAAUCUUUCCAUAAACAUACUGAUAUCCUUCGGGCAAAGAGCCCUGACGCACUCCCUGAGAUACCCUCCAGUGCAACUCUUACCGCACCCUUGUCACACGACGAGUAUCUUACAUCUCUCACCAAGUCCUUUAGCGACAGCACACUUGUUAGCAGUACCUUAUCCCAGCCUAUUCAAAACCAGCACGACUCAUGGAAAGAACUGAGCUUUCCUCUACGGCACCCACAUACACAAGACUCCGGAACCGAGACAAAGGUCGCGCGCCGUAAACGCCUCCGCUCCUGGAUCCAAGCCUCCAAAAACCCACCCAUCAAAACCAAUCCGCCUAAACCAGCUCCGCCCGAAACAACCACUCACAUCUCAGAAGCACUACUACGUGAAAUAGCCUCCCUCCUAGCCACAGACCCCCGCGGUUUCAAAAAAGACCCAACAUACGACGAAUACCAGCGCGAAGCCCAAGACCUCUACGAAAACACUCUCCUCAAGGCGUCUCUAGCCGCCAGCGACCAAGUCCAAGUAACAACAACCCUCUUUGAAGAAGCUGUGUCGCUUCACAACUCCGGUCGCAUCGCCCUCGCCACAUCAAAAGCAAAAAGCCUGGCUGAGAACGGCCAUACUGCUUCACAAAUCAUGUACGCGCUCGCUCUGCGCUAUGGCAGGGGGUGCCGAUGCGACCCGAAGCAGGCCCUUGCGUAUUUGUACAGUGCUGCUCGAGUAGCUAUCACUCUUGCAUUGAACAAGUCAAAGUCAGAGACAGGGCCGCACUAUUUCGCAGACAACGCAGCGGGCCUCGACGAGUUGGGCCUGGCGCUAUUCGAGAUUGCUGAAACUUUUCGAUAUACGUGGGCUGAGCCGGUGAGUGCGGGGGAUGCUCGGAUCUUUUAUCAGGCGGCGGCGAAACUAGGGGAUGUCAGGGCUAUGCGGGAGCUGGCCUGGUGUUUUAUUGAAGGCAUAGGAGGAGAGAUUUCGAAAUAUGCGGCUGCGCAGGUGUUACGAGUGGCAUCGGCUCAGGGACAUGAACGACCGAUUGACGGCUGGAUAUGGAAGGAGAAGUACAACAAUGAUUGA
Molecule: messenger RNA, 1782 nt
Organism: Lithohypha guttulata
Lineage: Eukaryota; Fungi; Ascomycota; Eurotiomycetes; Chaetothyriales; Trichomeriaceae
Exons: 1
Coding region: 1-1782 (593 amino acids)
Biological process (GO): negative regulation of G2/M transition of mitotic cell cycle
Cellular component (GO): cell division site
Molecular function (GO): protein binding
Source: RefSeq, a predicted model, not a curated record